This is a messenger RNA of Eleginops maclovinus (Patagonian blennie), 2659 nucleotides long. RefSeq names its product smoothelin, like (gene smtnl2). Gene Ontology annotation, biological process: actin cytoskeleton organization. Gene Ontology annotation, molecular function: protein binding. The record is from RefSeq and is a predicted model, not a curated record. The transcript is spliced from 10 exons. Gene Ontology annotation, cellular component: filamentous actin; microtubule organizing center. Lineage: Eukaryota; Metazoa; Chordata; Actinopteri; Perciformes; Eleginopidae. The coding region runs from base 445 to 2097 and encodes 550 amino acids.
CCACAGCCCUCCUCCUUUAUCCCUCCCUUUCUCCUCCCUCCUUCGGGCCAGAUAGAGGAGUAAUCAACCUGAGAGUUUAAACAAACCAGAGAGCCGGCAGCGUAGAGCAGAGCUCACACACACUAUCACACACAGACUCAUACAGCUGUUCAGCGCUGAGGGGACUAGUGAGCUGAACCGGAGACUACAGCUGAGACAGAGUGAGACAUCUGUACCUGAAAAGCAGAAGAGCAGCCCUGGACAGAGCUGACAGAGUGGGGAUAAAACAGACCAGACCUUUGUCUACCCCCCCCCCCCCCCCCCCCUGCAAACGUUCACCCCCUAACCCUUGUCCAUCAACCCCUACUGCAGCCAAACCCUGACUGAAGCAUCGCAUUCUCCAGACGAUCUGACUGUCAGACAUUAGAUCUCAGACUGAGAGGCAGUCUGGCUACAUCUGCACCGAUGGAAGCCUCAACCCUGACUGAGAUGGGAGACUUGUGUUGCCCCCGGUCUGCCUCUCCAGACGGGGAGACUGUGUGUGCAGCUUUAGCCCGUUAUGAGAAUACUCUCCAGGAUGCUAUCAGGGAGAUCCACGUGGAUGUGAGUGCUUUUAAGCUGGGCAUGGAGCGUCGUUUGGAGGAGACAGCCAACCUGAGCGGGCCUCUUGGACGAGCGGUGGCUCAGCUCCAGCAGGAGAACCGGCAGCUCAGGAGUCAGCUGGAGGCUCUUACCCUACAGGUGGAGCUCCUCAGUGGGAUGAUGUGUGACAGGAGCACCUCGCUCAUUAACGGCCACAACCACAGUCCGAAUCACAAGAACCACCUCAGUGACAUUCAGGAGAACCAUCAGGAGGUAAAAGAGGUGAUCUACGGGAAGGGUGAGGCUCUCCUCCACGUCCAGCCCUGCGUUCUGGGGAACCAAGCCCAGACCCACAGUGGCCCCAGCAGCCAGGGCAGUCCUGCAUCGCCACCUGCUACCUUCCUAUCCUCGCCCAGCUCCAGCAGCCCUCCUGUUGGCUCCAGAGUUUCCUCCAUGGUGACGGGCCCGGUGUCAAGCAGCAGCCCCUCGACUGCCCGCUUCUCCAGCCGAGCCACAUUUGCUGUGUCCAGCAAGACUAAUAGUAUUGAGAGAGAGGAGCCCAUAGAGGUGGACCCCACCCCAACACAUGCUGGACUUGAGAAUGGACACGCUGCUACCACAGAACCAUUAGAGAUGCUAUACGGAAAAGUCUCUCCCCCUAAUGACUUCCCACACGAGCACACGGCCCCUGUCGCCAUGAGGAUGCCCCACCUCCCCAUCACCGCUACAACCAAGACGGCAGAAAUGAAGGGCCCCGACUCACCCAGCAGCCCUUCUGCUUCCUCUCCAGUCUCUGAGGCGUCACCUACUGGACAAUCAGCUGUUAGCACCAACCAGAUCCAACCAAUAGAGGAGUCUCCAAUUCAACCAGUAUCUUCUACGUGGACUCCCACACCUAUAAGAGCACUGGGAUCGCCCCGCCUUCAUGAGAAAGCUAAUUCAGUCCCAGUGAAGACUGUCACCUAUUCAGGACUUGUGCAGCAUGACAGAGACAGUGUUGUAAGUGACAGAUCAUUCGGUCAGGUUGGAGAGAGGAGGCGGGAGCUGGUGAGGUCGCAGACUCUGCCACGUAACAUUGGUGCUCAGGCUCGUCGAUCUAUCUUCGAAAGACUCGACUCUGAAACCAAUAACAGUCGCACCAAACCAGUGGACUCUAAACCCAAACUGAAGCGGUCCCAGAGUUUUGGCGUAUCCAGUGCCAGCAGCAUCAAGCAGAUCCUUCUUGAGUGGUGCCGAUCCAAGACCAUAGGCUAUCAGAACAUUGAAAUCCAGAACUUCUCGUCCAGCUGGAGCGAUGGGAUGGCUUUCUGCGCUUUGGUCCACUCCUUCUUCCCCACUGAGUUCGACUACACCACUUUGUCGCCCGCCAACCGCAAACACAACUUUGAACUUGCCUUUGGAACUGCCGAGAUUAAGGCCGGAUGCGACCGUCUGAUCGAGGUGGACGACAUGAUGAUCAUGGGUCGUAAACCGGAUCCCAUGUGUGUCUUCACCUAUGUCCAGUCCCUCUACAACCACCUGCGCAAAUUUGAGUGAAGCUCCAAAGCAUCCAAGUUCAGACUUGACCUUUUAAGACCUGUUCUUCUUUAUUUGUACCAAACUUUAAGCUGAGUGGAGAUCCACAACUGGCAAGGUGGAGCACUUUGGAAAGACUACACUGCCCCCUGGUGGUGGAGUGAUGAACUUUAUUCGACAUCCUGCAGGAAAAGUCAUCACAGCUCAUUUCACAGAUGCUCAGUGGACAUUGACUCAUGGGAUAAUACUGUGUGUGUCCUGUGAUAAUAUCUGUUAGUCUGGUUUGGUUUGUCAACAGUUUUGUCAGUGUGCACGUGCUUGUGUGCGUUUAGUUGAGAUACAAAAAGUGAAUAUAUUUCUGUGUAUAAAUCUUUAUCUUCACCACACGUGUUUGAAUGUGGCCAUAUUAACCUUCAUAUUGCUGGAUGUAUGUUUUACAAAUGUAACUGUAUACCUAAAGUGUUUGCGAUGAAGUGCUGGGGCAUACAAAAUAAUAAUAUGUUGCUGACUGAUAUUUACAUUCACAUAUGAUUGAGAUAUUGAAAAUAAAAAAAUUAAAAAAUGUGACAGUUUGACACCUAAA